Messenger RNA from Durotheca rogersii, 1175 nucleotides. RefSeq lists its product as uncharacterized. The transcript is spliced from 2 exons. Lineage: Eukaryota; Fungi; Ascomycota; Sordariomycetes; Xylariales; Xylariaceae. The record is from RefSeq and is a predicted model, not a curated record. The coding region runs from base 254 to 1009 and encodes 251 amino acids.
UGCCCUCCACGGCCUUACCUGGCCCUACUGCGUGCGUACGCGGCAGGGAAGCGGCAGCGGCAGCACACCAACAAGGGGGUGGCAUGGGGUUUCGCGCGCCCCCCGGCCGUCCCCCUCCCCCCCGGUCUCCUCCCCCAGCUCGCCUGCUUCGUAGUACCCUGGAACCGAUCACCCGGGAUCCUGUUUUUUUUUUCUUCUUUUGUCCGUCGCUGACUCUUUUCGCCGCGGGACGGGACCGACGUCGCGAAGGGGCAUGGAGGAUGAUGGGUGGAUGCAGACGGUUGGGCGUAGGUAUACGAAUCUAGGUGUGGAGAGGCAGCAGGCCAGGGCCCUCCCGCUUCUCCCGCGCCGUCGCGCUGGAACCGGGGGGUUCUCGUCUCCUUUUCCCGUCUGCGGCACGCGCGCACGUAUCGCACACGUACGUAGGUAUAACACGGCACAUACGUGCGUAGGCGGCGUGGGUAUAGAUAGAACAUGCGGUUUUGCGCACCAACGACGGCCAGGCCGCGGCCAACGAGCCAACGACAGGCUCUCCUCGCUGCAUCUCGCAUCUCGGCGCGCGCGCUCAGGGUGCGGGUGUUGGAGCGGCGGGAAAGGGGAAAAGGGGGCCAGGAGAGGCCCGAGAGGAAAGAGGCAGAUGGGCUCCAACGAGAAGCCGUCUCGACCCUGGGCUCAUUACUCAAAAAUAACCAGCGUAUAUUAUAGCCAGCCUGCAGGGGCCGCGCCGGAUGGGCGGGCGGGCGUACGUAGGGACUUUCGUUUCUCCUUCCCCUCUCUGUCUCUUUGCAUCCGCGUUCCCCAGUAUCCGUUUUUUUUUCCUGGGGUGCAUAUGAGGUUGUUCGGUAUGGCGGCCCAGAGAUCUGCUCUGGUAACGCUGCGGUCCACCAACGGUACCACCUUUGAAUAUCGUCUUCAUUUUAUUGUAAUUUUUGUAGAAUUUUUUAUUAUUUCGAGAAUUGUAUUCACCCAUUAUUUUUUCGACUACAUCGAGACGACGGAGCUAGGAUGAAUUCACCUUUCUUCUUUUUUUUCUCCUUCUGUCGUAACACGGCGCGUGUUCACGAAGCCGGGCCUUCUUGAAGUCUAGACCGGGAAUCCCCCUAUUCGGGCGUCGUAGCAUCGACUCCCCUCGCCCGGAUCUACAGUAUACAGCACUUACAUAUAAUCGAACGAGA